Messenger RNA from Pseudozyma hubeiensis SY62, 1194 nucleotides. RefSeq lists its product as hypothetical. The coding region runs from base 1 to 1194 and encodes 397 amino acids. Gene Ontology annotation, biological process: mRNA splicing, via spliceosome. The record is from RefSeq and is a predicted model, not a curated record. Gene Ontology annotation, molecular function: RNA binding. The transcript has a single exon. NCBI's taxonomy places the organism in Eukaryota, Fungi, Basidiomycota, Ustilaginomycetes, Ustilaginales, Ustilaginaceae. Gene Ontology annotation, cellular component: nucleus.
AUGACUAAAUCGCCUUCGUGGACGCCAUCGGCUCGCGUGGGUGCGCAACCACACCAGUACAUCGAUCGAGACGACCCCACGAACGAAGCAGAUCGCCGGAACGACCCUCGCUAUCAUCACCAUGAUCGACGCAGGUCAAGAUCCCCGCAAAUGCGGCAAUCAACAUCUCAUCCAGACGAUGUGCCAUCCCGCGCCGUAGUCUGGAAGGAUCUGCGGACACCUCGAAACAACCAGGAUGACCACUCCUCAGUUGCAGCAACAUCGCAAGCCUCCUCGAGCCGGUCAACGCCGAGCAAGCCACCUACAACGGCUGUCAGCAAGCGAUUUGCCGAUAACAUCGACAGGUGGAAUCGGAAACAAUCCGAGCUACACGCAAGCCAGCCUUCCGCGUCCGAGGUCAUCGUGAGCAACACCCCUGACUCUUCGGCAGAUCCGAGAGCCAACAUCCAGCCAGUUUCCUACACGAAAGAAGGCCAACGAAGCACUGCUCCGGCCUCCACAGAGCUUUCCGAUGCUGAGCUGACUACCUACGACUACAAAGACGUCCAGCGUGUCGCCUGUCUCCUAUGCCAACGCAAGUUCAAGAGCCUCGAUACCCUUUAUCGACACGAGAGCGAGUCAAAGUUGCACAAGGACAAUCUCGCAAGCACUCAGGCAUGUCGACAAGCUGUCGCCAGAAAGCUCGACCUUUCCGUGCAGCCUGAAGACACCCGCGGGGCCCUGUCUCCGGAUCACGUUCCUGCGCUCUCGGAGCAAGCCCAGCAACCGACUGUUGCGUCAAUAUACCGAGAUCGCGCAUCAGAACGACGAGCCGUCUUCGGCGCAGACAACCCUUCGAAGAACACUGGCUCCAUCCAACGGACCAAAACGUUUGACGGCCCGGAGGCGACAACCUCCACAAUUGGCUCAAACGAGGUGCUGCCACAGUCUGCGCCGGCAAAGCCGAUCGAGAGCGACAAUAUCGGCAAUAAGCUUCUCGCCAUGAUGGGCUGGUCGCAGGGUCAAGGCCUUGGUCUCAAACGUGAAGGUAGAACCGAUAUCGUCGAGACGAAGAUCUACAAGCCAGGCGCAGGGCUGGGUAGCAGCACUCCCAGCGAUAGCGUCACAUCAGUGCGAUCGAACGUCUCUUUUACAGGCUACAAGGAUCGUGCGAAAGAUCGUGAGUAUUCGUUGAUUAUCGCCAAGUGCUCCUGA